AUGGUGUGGCGUACAUUUGUGAUGGAUACUUCUGUGACAUCACAUCUCACUGACGAACACCUCAAGAAAAUCCGAGAUGAUCUAUUUAUAGUAAAGGAUGCUGGCUGGACAGCAGUUCUUCGUUUCUGUUACGUCUUUGAAGAUACGCCAGCGCAUGCACCAUAUGGUGAUGCUGACAAACACUGGAUACUGGAGCACAUCAAGCAACUACGUCCGAUCUUUCACGAGUUUGAGGGAAUCAUCACCACUGUGCAGGCAGGAUUCAUUGGAAAUUGGGGUAAACUCUCAUUUCAGGGAACAUGCAAGUUGGAAACAGGGGGAACAUGGAAGAUGAAAACUGGGGUAAUGGGUUUAGGGAACAUAGAAGUUGGAAAUUGGAGUAAACUCUCAUUUCAGGGAACAUGGAAGUUGGAAAAUUGGGAGAAUGGUAUUACACAACAUAUUUCGGUGACCCAAACCACCUGGAUCAUGAACACUAUCCGCCAUAUGGGUAUUCUCCCAAGGUCUGGCAAGAUCGCAAGGAUGUUCUCACCGCUUUGUUACACGCAGUUCCGAAAUCUAUCGCAUCACAACGACUGUUUCUUGUCUUCUGACGACGACGUUGGCACCUACACGAACCCUGCAGUGGAGAGGCCGUACCUCCAUGACGACACCAAAUACCUCAUAAUGGGAGGCGAGACGUGUGGACUAACUAAAAAUCAUAGACACGAAUGUCCGACUGCGCUAUCAGAGAUGCAAACCUUCCACUGGACGUUUCUAAAUGAGUAUUUCUUCCAACCUAUGUACGCUGUGUGGAAACAACAGGGAUGUUAUGAAGAAAUCCAUCGGCGACUGGGAUACAGGCUGCGUAUUACUGAGGCGACGAUUCCCCGGACAGUUCAGAGUGGGGCAGACAUGUGUGUAAAGCUUGUCUUUAGGAAUGACGGAUUUGCCGCUCCAGUCAAACACAUGAACGUCAUGUUAGUUUUAAAGGCGCAUACUGGCCACACCUACAGCAUCAAGCUCUCAUCUGCUGACGUGCGUCUCUGGUUACCCGGAUCCGUUCACACAGUGACAGCAGCCGUGCAUGUUCCUGGAUCGUUCCACCAAGGGCACUAUCAUACGUACUUGGCAAUCAGUGACCCUAUAGUGACUGACAAGGCUGAUUAUUAUGUUCUGCUGGCCAAUAAGAAUGUUCCUGAGUUUUCUACAGGACUCAACAACCUGCACCACACAAUCGUAGUGAGCGGCCAUCACUCAGGAGGUCAGACAUCCUCGUGUAGUCACCUGAAGAGUUGGAGUCCACCACAACAUAGUCGAUAUUCUCGAGUGUUUACAGGAAAGCUUAAUGACUGAACCAGCUUAGAAGACAGAGGUUCUGAUACUAUUAGCAAUU
Gigantopelta aegis is the source of this 1375-nucleotide messenger RNA. RefSeq lists its product as uncharacterized. The transcript has 11 exons. Bases 1 to 1335 code for a protein of 444 amino acids. The record is from RefSeq and is a predicted model, not a curated record. Lineage: Eukaryota; Metazoa; Mollusca; Gastropoda; Neomphalida; Peltospiridae.